UUCACAGCUCCAGCCUAACUUUGCCAUUCUCCAUAGCCCGGAGUUACACGCGAACACGAAAAACUGCAGCACAACUGUGAGAGGAAAGAGAGAGAAAAGUGACAAAAAGUAACACUAUAAAACUAAAGCGAGCCUUUCACGCAUCGAGAAAGAGAGAGAAACCACAUAAGUUUAGAAAGCGUUUGGUGGCAAACUUUUUGGGCUGUGGCAGAAAGACGUGGACCGCAAAGGAUGCCUGAGCAAAAGUGUUGAAGUUUCCAGCGAAAGAAAUAGGGUAGACGCGGUCCACACCAGGGGACAAGUGAAGAAAAAACAUUUACAGGAUGGAUGACGACCAGGACACAAGGGAAGUUCUUUUCCCACAAUGGAUGGGUCCUGAUAAACAUGGACUCACCAUUGAACAAACCAAUCACGGAGAGAUUUAUGUCACAGAGGUGAAAGAUGAGUCCCCUGCUGCUCAAACUGGGAAAGUACAUGAAGGUGACCAAAUUGUUGGGGCUACAAUUUACUUCGAUAACAUGAGCUCGGAGGAAACAGCUGAUCUACUGAAGACUUUAAAUCGACAUAAGGUUGGCCUCAAAUUGCAAAACAAGUCUGGAGAGAAGUCACCUUGCCGAUCUCCAAUGAGCACAAUGUCACGGGAAGGACGUGCAGCAUUCGGAGGAUCUAGUUCUGACAUUCUCCUGAGUGGGGAUGAUGAAGACUACAGAAGGAUCUACACUAAGAAGAUUAAACCCAGACUGAAGUCAGAGGAUCUUGCUGAGGGUGUUGAUGUGCGCACAGAACGCCAUAGUAGUACAAGCAGUGAUGGUUGCACCAUUACUACAGUUACUCGUCGAAUAACAACCUACACUGUGGAUGUGCCUGGGGAGAGUGACCAGCAAAUUGAUUACUCAAGCCCUGAGUUCAAAUAUCAGGUCUCUAAGCAUGAGCAGUUGGUGGGUGAUUCUACCCAAAUCAGAUUACCACAUGGCAGUGCAGAUGGAGGUAUUAAAAUGGGAGACAUAUCUCUUGGAGGACCCAAGGUCACAGGUUCCUAUGUGAAGCACUUUAGCACCGGACCUGUCAAAACAACAAGUGAAUUAGAUAUGAGUGAGAGGGAGAUUAGAAUUAAUGUGUCAGACACUGGACUGUUUGAGGGGAAGGGACAGGGAUAUUCUGAAAAGACGUUAACUGCUGAAGGUAGUGGUGGUCUUUCUGGCAAAGUGACAGGCUUAGAAACUGAAGUGGGACAUGUUUUUGAAUUAAAAGAUUCAAGAAUGAUAGGAGGAAAUGAGUUUGCCACAUCAAAGGGACCUGUUUUUGACACUCAUGUUUCAGGUUUUUCCAUCAGUGCUGGGGACAGAAACACAUCAGUUAUAAGCAGAGAUUCCUCGUCUGUUACACUUAAGGAUGGGUCUGAUGAUAAAACCAAAUUAUCUAAAUUUAGCAUAGAUAUUCAACAGCCCAAAGCAGAUUUUAAACGAUCUGAAGUUGAAGUCAGUCAGGGUUCUGAUAUAACCAUGUCCAAAGUAGAUGGUAAAGUAAAAUUACCAAAACUUGAAACUAGUGAAUCUGUUCUGUCAGGUCCCACAGAUGCAGUUAGUGGAGGAUUCAAAACUACCCAUGUCAAAGUGCAAUCAUUUGGAACUAAAGGAUCUACUGUAGGAGAUUCUAAUGUAGAAGUAAAUUUUAACAAUGAAAAUCCUACAGAUGACGGCCGCAGAGGUUUAAACUUCAAGACAUCAAAAAUUCUCACCACUACAGAUAUUAACAUUAAGGGUCCAGAAGGAAAAAUCAAAGGCUCUGAAUUCAAUGUGUCACAAGUCUCUGGCCCAAAAUGUAUGCCUGAUGUAGAUGCUAAUCUUAAAGGGCCAGUCCUGAAAAGAGACAUUGAUGUGUCUGUUCAAAAUGUUGAAGGGGGCUUUACUGGACCAUCAUUUGGGAUUAACGUUCAAAAGCCUGAUGUAAAAAUUCCCAAGGCUGAAAUGGAGAUUAAUGCACCAGUUGUGGAUAUUAAAGGUCCAGAUGUUGACAUUGAGGGACAUGAGGGAAAAAUCAAGGGCCCGAAAUUUCCAAUGCCAUCGAUUUCUGGAUCAAAGAUUUCUAUGCCAGAUGUGGAUUUCAACCUUAAAGGGCCGAAACUGAAAGGUGAUGUGGAUGUGUCAGUUCCAAAAGUCGAAGGAGAUAUUACAGCACCAAAGGUUGAAAUUGAAGGCCCAGACUUUGAAGGUUCUCAGGGUGGAUUCAAGAUGCCAACUAUCAAAAUGCCUUCAUUUGGACAGAGAGGUCCAAAAGGCGAAGGCUCUGAUGUUGAUGUGAAGCUUCCAAAAGCAGAAAUUGAUAUCAAAGCACCAGAUGUGGAUAUUAAAGGUCCAGAGCUUGACAUUGAGGGACCUGAGGGAAAAAUCAAGGGCUCCAAAUUUACAAUGUCAUCGAUUUCCGGACCAAAGAUUUCUAUGCCAGAUGUGGAUUUCAACCUUAAAGGGCCCAAACUGAAAGGUGAUGUGGAUGUGUCUGUUCCAAAAGUUGAAGGAGAUAUUAAAGCAUCAAAGGUUGAAAUUGAAGGCCCAGACUUUGAAGGUUCUAAGGGUGGUUUCAAGAUGCCAACUAUCAAAAUGCCUUCAUUUGGACAGAAAGGUCCAAAAGUCGAAGGCUCUGAUGUUGAUGUGAAGCUUCCAAAAGCAGAAAUUGAUAUCAAAGCACCAGAUGUGGAUAUUAAAGGUCCAGAGCUUAACAUUGAGGGACCUGAGGGAAAAAUCAAGGGCUCCAAAUUUACAAUGCCAUCGAUUUCUGGACCAAAGAUUUCUAUGCCAGAUGUGGAUUUCAACCUUAAAGGGCCCAAACUGAAAGGUGAUGUGGAUGUGUCUGUUCCAAAAGUUGAAGGAGAUAUUAAAGCAUCAAAGGUUGAAAUUGAAGGCCCAGACUUUGAAGGUUCUAAGGGUGGUUUCAAGAUGCCAACUAUCAAAAUGCCUUCAUUUGGACAGAAAGGUCCAAAAGUCGAAGGCUCUGAUGUUGAUGUGAAGCUUCCAAAAGCAGAAAUUGAUAUCAAAGCACCAGAUGUGGAUAUUAAAGGUCCAGAGCUUAACAUUGAGGGACCUGAGGGAAAAAUCAAGGGCUCCAAAUUUACAAUGCCAUCGAUUUCUGGACCAAAGAUUUCUAUGCCAGAUGUGGAUUUCAACCUUAAAGGGCCUAAACUGAAAGGUGACGUGGAUGUGUCUAUUCCAAAAGUCGAAGGAGAUAUUAAAGCACCAAAGGUUGAAAUUGAAGGCCCAGACUUUGAAGGUUCUAAGGGUGGAUUCCAGAUGCCAAAAAUCAAAAUGCCUUCAUUUGGACAGAAAGGUCCAAAAGUCGAAGGAUCUGAUGUUGAUGUGAAGCUUCCAAAAGCAGAAAUUGAUAUUAAAGCACCAGAUGUGGAUAUUAAAGGUCCAGAGCUUAACAUUGAGGGACCUGAGGGAAAAAUCAAGGGCUCCAAAUUUACAAUGCCAUCGAUUUCUGGACCAAAGAUUUCUAUGCCAGAUGUGGAUUUCAACCUCAAAGGGCCCAAACUGAAAGGUGACGUGGAUGUGUCUGUUCCAAAAGUUAAAGGAGAUAUUAAAGCACCAAAGGUUGAAAUUGAAGGCCCAGACUUUGAAGGUUCUGAGGGUGGAUUCCAGAUGCCAAAGAUCAAAAUGCCUUCAUUUGGACAGAAAGGUCCAAAAGUCGAAGGCUCUGAUGUUGAUGUGAAGCUUCCAAAAGCAGAAAUUGAUAUCAAAGCACCAGAUGUGGAUAUUAAAGGUCCAGAGCUUAACAUUGAGGGACCUGAGGGAAAAAUCAAGGGCUCCAAAUUUACAAUGCCAUCGAUUUCUGGACCAAAGAUUUCUAUGCCAGAUGUGGAUUUCAACCUUAAAGGGCCCAAACUGAAAGGUGACAUGGAUGUGUCUAUUCCAAAAGUCGAAGGAGAUAUAAAAGCACCAAAGGUUGAAAUUGAAGGCCCAGACUUUGAAGGUUCUAAGGGUGGAUUCCAGAUGCCAAAGAUCAAAAUGCCUUCAUUUGGACAGAAAGGUCCAAAAGUCGAAGGCUCUGAUGUUGAUGUGAAGCUUCCAAAAGCAGAAAUUGAUAUCAAAGCAACAGAUGUGGAUAUUAAAGGUCCAGAGCUUAACAUUGAGGGACCUGAGGGAAAAAUCAAGGGCUCCAAAUUUACAAUGCCAUCGAUUUCUGGACCAAAGAUUUCUAUGCCAGAUGUGGAUUUCAACCUUAAAGGGCCCAAACUGAAAGGUGACGUGGAUGUGUCUGUUCCAAAAGUUAAAGGAGAUAUUACAGCACCAAAGGUUGAAAUUGAAGGCCCAGACUUUGAAGGUUCUAAGGGUGGAUUCCAGAUGCCAAAGAUCAAAAUGCCUUCAUUUGGACAGAAAGGUCCAAAAGUCGAAGGCUCUGAUGUUGAUGUGAAGCUUCCAAAAGCAGAAAUUGAUAUCAAAGCAACAGAUGUGGAUAUUAAAGGUCCAGAGCUUAACAUUGAGGGACCUGAGGGAAAAAUCAAGGGCUCCAAAUUUACAAUGCCAUCGAUUUCUGGACCAAAGAUUUCUAUGCCAGAUGUGGAUUUCAACCUUAAAGGGCCCAAACUGAAAGGUGACGUGGAUGUGUCUGUUCCAAAAGUUAAAGGAGAUAUUACAGCACCAAAGGUUGAAAUUGAAGGCCCAGACUUUGAAGGUUCUAAGGGUGGAUUCCAGAUGCCAAAGAUAAAAAUGCCUUCAUUUGGACAGAAAGGUCCAAAAGUCGAAGGCUCUGAUGUUGAUGUGAAGCUUCCAAAAGCAGAAAUUGAUAUUAAAGCACCAGAUGUGGAUAUUAAAGGUCCAGAGCUUGACAUAGAGGGACCUGAGGGAAAAAUCAAGGGCCCCAAAUUUACAAUGCCAUCGAUUUCUGGACCAAAGAUUUCUAUGCCGGAUGUGGAUUUCAACCUUAAAGGGCCCAAACUGAAAGGUGACGUGGAUGUGUCUAUUCCAAAAGUCGAAGGAGAUAUUAAAGCACCAGAUCUGGAUAUUAAAGGUCCAGAGCUUGACAUUGAGGGACCUGAGGGAAAAAUCAAGGGCUCCAAAUUUACAAUGCCAUCGAUUUCUGGACCAAAGAUUUCUAUGCCAGAUGUGGAUUUCAACCUUAAAGGGCCCAAACUGAAAGGUGACGUGGAUGUGUCUAUUCCAAAAGUCGAAGGAGAUAUUAAAGCACCAAAGGUUGAAAUUGAAGGCCCAGACUUUGAAGGUUCUAAGGGUGGAUUCCAGAUGCCAAAAAUCAAAAUGCCUUCAUUUGGACAGAAAGGUCCAAAAGUCGAAGGCUCUGAUAUUGAUGUGAAGCUUCCAAAAGCAGAAAUUGAUAUCAAAGCACCAGAUGUGGAUAUUAAAGGUCCAGAGCUUAACAUUGAGGGACCUGAGGGAAAAAUCAAGGGUUCCAAAUUUACAAUGCCAUCGAUUUCUGGACCAAAGAUUUCUAUGCCAGAUGUGGAUUUCAACCUUAAAGGGCCCAAACUGAAAGGUGACGUGGAUGUGUCUAUUCCAAAAGUCGAAGGAGAUAUUAAAGCACCAAAGGUUGAAAUUGAAGGCCCAGACUUUGAAGGUUCUAAGGGUGGAUUCCAGAUGCCAAAAAUCAAAAUGCCUUCAUUUGGACAGAAAGGUCCAAAAGUCGAAGGCUCUGAUAUUGAUGUGAAGCUUCCAAAAGCAGAAAUUGAUAUCAAAGCACCAGAUGUGGAUAUUAAAGGUCCAGAGCUUAACAUUGAGGGACCUGAGGGAAAAAUCAAGGGCUCCAAAUUUACAAUGCCAUCGAUUUCUGGACCAAAGAUUUCUAUGCCAGAUGUGGAUUUCAACCUUAAAGGGCCCAAACUGAAAGGUGACGUGGAUGUGUCUAUUCCAAAAGUCGAAGGAGAUUUUAAAGCACCAGAUCUGGAUAUUAAAGGUCCAGAGCUUAACAUUGAGGGACCUGAGGGAAAAAUCAAGGGUUCCAAAUUUACAAUGCCAUCGAUUUCUGGACCAAAGAUUUCUAUGCCAGAUGUGGAUUUCAACCUUAAAGGGCCCAAACUGAAAGGUGACGUGGAUGUGUCUAUUCCAAAAGUCGAAGGAGAUAUUAAAGCACCAAAGGUUGAAAUUGAAGGCCCAGACUUUGAAGGUUCUAAGGGUGGAUUCCAGAUGCCAAAGAUCAAAAUGCCUUCAUUUGGACAGAAAGGUCCAAAAGUCGAAGGCUCUGAUGUUGAUGUGAAGCUUCCAAAAUCAGAAAUUGAUAUUAAAGCACCAGAUGUGGAUAUUAAAGGUCCAGUUCUUGACAUAGAGGGACCUGAGGGAAAAAUCAAGGGCCCCAAAUUUACAAUGCCUUCGAUUUCUGGACCAAAGAUUUCUAUGCCGGAUGUGGAUUUCAACCUUAAAGGGCCCAAACUGAAAGGUGACGUGGAUGUGUCUGUUCCAAAAGUUAAAGGAGAUAUUACAGCACCAAAGGUUGAAAUUGAAGGCCCAGACUUUGAAGGUUCUAAGGGUGGAUUCCAGAUGCCAAAGAUCAAAAUGCCUUCAUUUGGACAGAAAGGUCCAAAAGUCGAAGGCUCUGAUGUUGAUGUGAAGCUUGCAAAAGCAGAAAUUGAUAUUAAAGCACCAGAUGUGGAUAUUAAAGGUCCAGAGCUUGACAUAGAGGGACCUGAGGGAAAAAUCAAGGGCCCCAAAUUUACAAUGCCAUCGAUUUCUGGACCAAAGAUUUCUAUGCCGGAUGUGGAUUUCAACCUUAAAGGGCCCAAACUGAAAGGUGACGUGGAUGUGUCUAUUCCAAAAGUCGAAGGAGAUUUUAAAGCACCAGAUCUGGAUAUUAAAGGUCCAGAGCUUGACAUUGAGGGACCUGAGGGAAAAAUCAAGGGCUCCAAAUUUACAAUGCCAUCGAUUUCUGGACCAAAGAUUUCUAUGCCAGAUGUGGAUUUCAACCUUAAAGGGCCCAAACUGAAAGGUGACGUGGAUGUGUCUAUUCCAAAAGUCGAAGGAGAUAUUAAAGCACCAAAGGUUGAAAUUGAAGGCCCAGACUUUGAAGGUUCUAAGGGUGGGUUCCAGAUGCCAAAAAUCAAAAUGCCUUCAUUUGGACAGAAAGGUCCAAAAGUCGAAGGAUCUGAUGUUGAUGUGAAGCUUCCAAAAGCAAAAAUUGAUAUUAAAGCACCAGAUGUGGAUAUUAAAGGUCCAGAGCUUGACAUUGAGGGACCUGAGGGGAAAAUCAAGGGCUCCAAAUUCAAGAUGCCAUUUUCUAAACCAAAGAUUUCUAUGCCAGAUGUGGAUUUCAACCUAAAAGGGCCUAAACUGAAAGGUGAUGUGGAUGUGUCUGUUCCAAAAGUUAAAGGAGAUAUUAAAGCACCAGAUGUGGAUAUUAAAGGUCCAGAGCUUGACAUUGAGGGACCUGAGGGAAAAAUCAAGGGCUCCAAAUUUACAAUGCCAUCGAUUUCUGGACCAAAGAUUUUUAUGCCAGAUGUGGAUUUCAACCUAAAAGGGCCUAAACUGAAAGGUGAUGUGGAUGUGUCUGUUCCAAAAGUUAAAGGAGAUAUUAAAGCACCAGAUGUGGAUAUUAAAGGUCCAGAGCUUGACAUUGAGGGACCUGAGGGAAACAUCAAGGGCUCCAAAUUUACAAUGCCAUCGAUUUCUGGACCAAAGAUUUCUAUGCCAGAUGUGGAUUUCAACCUUAAAGGGCCCAAACUGAAAGGUGACGUGGAUGUGUCUAUUCCAAAAGUCGAAGGAGAUAUUAAAGCACCAAAGGUUGAAAUUGAAGGCCCAGACUUUGAAGGUUCUAAGGGUGGAUUCCAGAUGCCAAAGAUCAAAAUGCCUUCAUUUGGACAGAAAGGUCCAAAAGUCGAAGGCUCUGAUGUUGAUGUGAAGCUUCCAAAAGCAGAAAUUGAUAUUAAAGCACCACAUGUGGAUAUUAAAGGUCCAGAGCUUGACAUAGAGGGACCUGAGGGAAAAAUCAAGGGCACCAAAUUUUCAAUGCCAUCGAUUUCUGGACCAAAGAUUUCUAUGCCAGAUGUGGAUUUCAACCUUAAAGGGCCAAAACUGAAAGGUGAUGUGGAUGUGUCUGUUCCAAAAGUUAAAGGAGAUAUUAAAGCACCAGAUGUGGAUAUUAAAGGUCCAGAGCUUGACAUUGAGGGACCUGAGGGAAAAAUCAAGGGCACCAAAUUUUCAAUGCCAUCGAUUUCUGGACCAAAGAUUUCUAUGCCAGAUGUGGAUUUCAACCUUAAAGGGCCAAAACUGAAAGGUGAUGUGGAUGUGUCUGUUCCAAAAGUUAAAGGAGAUAUUAAAGCACCAGAUGUGGAUAUUAAAGGUCCAGAGCUUGACAUUGAGGGACCUGAGGGAAAAAUCAAGGGCUCCAAAUUUACAAUGCCAUCGAUUUCUGGACCAAAGAUUUCUAUGCCGGAUGUGGAUUUCAACCUUAAAGGGCCCAAACUGAAAGGUGAUGUGGAUGUGUCUAUUCCAAAAGUCGAAGGAGAUAUUAAAGCACCAAAGGUUGAAAUUGAAGGCCCAGACUUUGAAGGUUCUAAGGGUGGAUUCCAGAUGCCAAAAAUCAAAAUGCCUUCAUUUGGACAGAAAGGUCCAAAAGUCGAAGGCCCUGAUGUUGAUGUGAAGCUUCCAAAAGCAGAAAUUGAGAUUAAAGCACCAGAUGUGGAUAUCAAGAGUCCAGAGCUUGACAUUGAGGGACCUAAGGGAAAAUUCAAAGGCCCCAAAUUUGCAAUGCCAUCGAUUUCUGGACCAGAUGUUGAUUUCAAUCUUAAAGGGCCCAAACUAAAAGGUGAUGUUGAUGUGAAACUUCCAAAAGCAGAAAUGGCUAUUAAAGGUCCAAAAGUUGAAGGAGAUAUUAAACCACCAAAAGUUGAAAUUGAAGGCCCAGACUUUAAAGGUUCUGAGGGUGGUUUCAAGAUGCCAACUAUCAAAAUGCCUUCAUUUGGACAGAAAGGUCCAAAAGUCGAAGGCCCUGAUGUUGAUGUAAAACUUCCAAAAGCAGAAAUUGAGAUUAAAGCACCAGAUGUGGAUAUCAAGUGUCCAGAGCUUGACAUUGAGGGACCUGAGGGAAAAAUCAAGGGCCCCAAAUUUACAAUGCAAUCGGUUUCUGGACCAAAGAUUUCUAUGCCGGAUGUGGAUUUCAACCUUAAAGGGCCCAAACUAAAAGGUGAUGCUGAUGUCUCACAUGAUGUUGAUAUCCAGUUACCAGAGAUGGACAUAGAGGGCCCUAAUGUUGAUUUAGAUGUUCCUGGAGGUAGUGUGAAAAAAGGCAAGUUCAAAAUGCCAAAGUUUGGAUUUAAAAGUCCAAAGAUUGAAGGUCCUGAUGUGGAAGCCAAGCUUCCCAAAGGAGCAAAAGGCAGCAUUGAAGUUCCAGAUGUUGAUAUCACAACACCUAACAUCAAAGCUAAAGGAUCCAAAUUUAAAAUGGGAUCAAUAUCAAGUCCAAAGAUGUCUUUACCUGAUGUUGACUUAAGCUUGAAAGGAUCCAAAGUAAAAGGUCAAGCUGGAGUAAAUGUUGAGAGUGAUGUCAGUGUGCCGAAAGUGGAAGUUGAUUCUCCAAGUUUUGAUGUUAAAAGUCCAGAGGGAGGUUUUAAGAUGCCAAAAUUUAAGAUGCCAAAAUUUGGAUUUAAAUCACCUAAAGGAGACAUUGACACGAGUCUACCUACCAGUGAUGUUAGUAUUAAAUCACCAGAAAUUGAUAUUAAAUCUCCUGAUCUGAACAUUGAGGGUUCAGGUGGAAAAAUCAAGGGUCCAAAAUUCAAAAUGCCUCACAUAUCUGGACCAAAUAUAUCAAUGCCAGAUGUAGACUUCAAUCUUAAAGGCCCCAAAGUCAAGGGUGAUGUGGAUGUUUCUGUGCCAAAGAUCAAAGGUGACCUAAAGGCUCCGAAAUUAGACAUUGAAGGUCCUGAGAUUGAUGUCAACCUGCCAAAAGCUGAUGUUGACAUUAAAGGACCUGAAAUUGACAUCAAAACUCCAGAUCUUGACAUUGAAGGUCCUGAGGGAAAAAUCAAGGGUCCAAAAUUCAAAAUGCCUCACAUAUCUGGACCAAAUAUCUCAAUGCCAGAUGUAGACUUCAACCUUAAAGGCCCCAAAGUCAAGGGUGAUGUGGAUGUUUCUGUGCCAAAGAUCAAAGGUGACCUAAAGGCUCCGAAAUUAGACAUUGAAGGUCCUGAUGUUGAUAUUGAGGGUCCCAAGGGUGGUUUCAGCAUGCCUAAAGUCACAAUGCCAUCAUUUGGAUUUAAGGGUCCUAAAGUGGAGGGUCCUGAAAUUGAUGUCAAUCUGCCAAAGGCUGAUGUUGACAUUAAAGGACCUGAAAUUGACAUCAAAACUCCAGAUCUUGACAUUGAAGGUCCUGAGGGAAAAAUCAAGGGUUCAAAAUUCAAAAUGCCUCGCAUAUCUGGACCAAAUAUCUCAAUGCCAGAUGUAGACUUCAAUCUUAAAGGCCCCAAAGUCAAGGGUGAUGUGGAUGUUUCUGUGCCAAAGAUCAAAGGUGACCUAAAGGCUCCGAAAUUAGACAUUGAAGGUCCUGAUGUUGAUAUCGAGGGUCCUGAGGGUGGUUUCAGCAUGCCUAAAUUCAAAAUGCCAUCAUUUGGAUCUAAGGGUCCUAAAGUGGAGGGUCCUGAGAUUGAUGUCAACCUGCCAAAAGCUGAUGUUGACAUUAAAGGACCUGAAAUUGACAUCAAAACUCCAGAUCUUGACAUUCAUGGUCCUGAGGGAAAAAUCAAGGGUCCAAAAUUCAAAAUGCCUCACAUAUCUGGACCAAAUAUCUCAAUGCCAGAUGUAGACUUCAAUCUUAAAGGCCCCAAAGUCAAAGGUGAUGUGGAUGUUUCUGUGCCAAAGAUCAAAGGUGACCUAAAGGCUCCGAAAUUAGACAUUGAAGGUCCUGAUGUUGAUAUCGAGGGUCCCAAGGGUGGUUUCAAAAUGCCUACAUUUAAAAUGCCAUCAUUUGGAUCUAAGGGUCCUAAACUGGAGGGUCCUGAGAUUGAUGUCAAUCUGCCAAAAGCUGAUGUUGACAUUAAAGGACCUGAAAUUGACAUCAAAACUCCAGAUCUUGACAUUCAUGGUCCUGAGGGAAAAAUCAAGGGUCCAAAAUUCAAAAUGCCUCACAUAUCUGGACCAAAUAUCUCAAUGCCAGAUGUAGACUUCAAUCUUAAAGGCCCCAAAGUCAAGGGUGAUGUGGAUGUUUCUGUGCCAAAGAUCAAAGGUGACCUAAAGGCUCCGAAAUUAGACAUUGAAGGUCCUGAUGUUGAUAUCGAGGGUCCUGAGGGUGGUUUCAGCAUGCCUAAAUUCAAAAUGCCAUCAUUUGGAUCUAAGGGUCCUAAAGUGGAGGGUCCUGAGAUUGAUGUCAACCUGCCAAAAGCUGAUGUUGACAUUAAAGGACCUGAAAUUGACAUCAAAACUCCAGAUCUUGACAUUCAUGGUCCUGAGGGAAAAAUUAAGGGUCCAAAAUUCAAAAUGCCUCACAUAUCUGGACCAAAUAUCUCAAUGCCAGAUGUAGACUUCAAUCUUAAAGGCCCCAAAGUUAAAGGUGAUGUGGAUGUUUCUGUGCCAAAGAUCAAAGGUGACCUAAAGGCUCCGAAAUUAGACAUUGAAGGUCCUGAUGUUGAUAUCGAGGGUCCUGAGGGUGGUUUCAAAAUGCCUAAAUUCAAAAUGCCAUCAUUUGGAUCUAAGGGUCCUAAACUGGAGGGUCCUGAGAUUGAUGUCAAUCUGCCAAAAGCUGAUGUUGACAUUAAAGGACCUGAAAUUGACAUCAAAACUCCAGAUCUUGACAUUCAUGGUCCUGAGGGAAAAAUUAAGGGUCCAAAAUUCAAAAUGCCUCACAUAUCUGGACCAAAUAUCUCAAUGCCAGAUGUAGACUUCAAUCUUAAAGGCCCCAAAGUUAAAGGUGAUGUGGAUGUUUCUGUGCCAAAGAUCAAAGGUGACCUAAAGGCUCCGAAAUUAGACAUCGAAGGUCCUGAUGUUGAUAUCGAGGGUCCUGAGAGUGGUUUCAAAAUGCCUAAAUUCAAAAUGCCAUCAUUUGGAUCUAAGGGUCCUAAACUGGAGGGUCCUGAGAUUGAUGUCAAUCUGCCAAAAGCUGAUGUUGACAUUAAAGGACCUGAAAUUGACAUCAAAACUCCAGAUCUUGACAUUCAUGGUCCUGAGGGAAAAAUCAAGGGUCCAAAAUUUAAAAUGCCUCACAUAUCUGGACCAAAUAUCUCAAUGCCAGAUGUAGACUUCAAUCUCAAAGGCCCCAAAGUCAAGGGUGAUGUGGAUGUUUCUGUGCCAAAGAUCAAAGGUGACCUAAAGGCUCCGAAAUUAGACAUUGAAGGUCCUGAUGUUGAUAUUGAGGGUCCCAAGGGUGGUUUCAAAAUGCCUACAUUUAAAAUGCCAUCAUUUGGAUCUAAGGGUCCUAAACUGGAGGGUCCUGAGAUUGAUGUCAAUCUGCCAAAAGCUGAUGUUGACAUUAAAGGACCUGAAAUUGACAUCAAAACUCCAGAUCUUGACAUUCAUGGUCCUGAGGGAAAAAUCAAGGGUCCAAAAUUCAAAAUGCCUCACAUAUCUGGACCAAAUAUCUCAAUGCCAGAUGUAGACUUCAAUCUUAAAGGCCCCAAAGUCAAAGGUGAUGUGGAUGUUUCUGUGCCAAAGAUCAAAGGUGACCUAAAGUCUCCAAAAUUAGACAUUGAAGGUCCUGAUGUUGAUAUCGAGGGUCCUGAGGGUGGUUUCAGCAUGCCUAAAUUCAAAAUGCCAUCAUUUGGAUCUAAGGGUCCUAAACUGGAGGGUCCUGAGAUUGAUGUCAAUCUGCCAAAAGCUGAUGUUGACAUUAAAGGACCUGAAAUUGACAUCAAAACUCCAGAUCUUGACAUUCAUGGUCCUGAGGGAAAAAUCCAGGGUCCAAAAUUUAAAAUGCCUCACAUAUCUGGACCAAAUAUCUCAAUGCCAGAUGUAGACUUCAAUCUCAAAGGCCCCAAAGUCAAGGGGGAUGUGGAUGUUUCUGUGCCAAAGAUCAAAGGUGACCUAAAGGCUCCGAAAUUAGACAUUGAAGGUCCUGAUGUUGAUAUUGAGGGUCCCAAGGGUGGUUUCAAAAUGCCUACAUUUAAAAUGCCAUCAUUUGGAUCUAAGGGUCCUAAACUGGAGGGUCCUGAGAUUGAUGUCAAUCUGCCAAAAGCUGAUGUUGACAUUAAAGGACCUGAAAUUGACAUCAAAACUCCAGAUCUUGACAUUCAUGGUCCUGAGGGAAAAAUCAAGGGUCCAAAAUUCAAAAUGCCUCACAUAUCUGGACCAAAUAUCUCAAUGCCAGAUGUAGACUUCAAUCUUAAAGGCCCCAAAGUCAAGGGUGAUGUGGAUGUUUCUGUGCCAAAGAUCAAAGGUGACCUAAAGUCUCCAAAAUUAGACAUUGAAGGUCCUGAUGUUGAUAUCGAGGGUCCUGAGGGUGGUUUCAGCAUGCCUAAAUUCAAAAUGCCAUCAUUUGGAUCUAAGGGUCCUAAACUGGAGGGUCCUGAGAUUGAUGUCAAUCUGCCAAAAGCUGAUGUUGACAUUAAAGGACCUGAAAUUGACAUCAAAACUCCAGAUCUUGACAUUCAUGGUCCUGAGGGAAAAAUUAAGGGUCCAAAAUUCAAAAUGCCUCAAAUAUCUGGACCAAAUAUCUCAAUGCCAGAUGUAGACUUCAAUCUUAAAGGCCCCAAAGUUAAAGGUGAUGUGGAUGUUUCUGUGCCAAAGAUCAAAGGUGACCUAAAGGCUCCGAAAUUAGACAUUGAAGGUCCUGAUGUUGAUAUCGAGGGUCCCAAGGGUGGUUUCAAAAUGCCUACAUUUAAAAUGCCAUCAUUUGGAUCUAAGGGUCCUAAACUGGAGGGUCCUGAGAUUGAUGUCAAUCUGCCAAAAGCUGAUGUUGACAUUAAAGGACCUGAAAUUGACAUCAAAACUCCAGAUCUUGACAUUCAUGGUCCUGAGGGAAAAAUCAAGGGUCCAAAAUUCAAAAUGCCUCACAUAUCUGGACCAAAUAUCUCAAUGCCAGAUGUAGACUUCAAUCUCAAAGGCCCCAAAGUCAAGGGUGAUGUGGAUGUUUCUGUGCCAAAGAUCAAAGGUGACCUAAAGGCUCCGAAAUUAGACAUUGAAGGUCCUGAUGUUGAUAUUGAGGGUCCCAAGGGUGGUUUCAGGAUGCCUAAAGUCACAAUGCCAUCAUUUGGAUUUAAGGGUCCUAAAGUGGAGGGUCCUGAGAUUGAUGUCAACCUGCCAAAAGCUGAUGUUGACAUUAAAGGACCUGAAAUUGACAUCAAAACUCCAGAUCUUGACAUUCAUGGUCCUGAGGGAAAAAUCAAGGGUCCAAAAUUCAAAAUGCCUCACAUAUCUGGACCAAAUAUCUCAAUGCCAGAUGUAGACUUCAAUCUUAAAGGCCCCAAAGUCAAAGGUGAUGUGGAUGUUUCUGUGCCAAAGAUCAAAGGUGACCUAAAGGCUCCGAAAUUAGACAUUGAAGGUCCUGAUGUUGAUAUUGAGGGUCCUGAGGGUGGUUUCAGCAUGCCUAAAUUCAAAAUGCCAUCAUUUGGAUCUAAGGGUCCUAAACUGGAGGCUGAUGUUGACAUUAAAGGACCUGAAAUUGACAUCAAAACUCCAGAUCUUGACAUUCAUGGUCCUGAGGGAAAAAUCAAGGGUCCAAAAUUCAAAAUGCCUCACAUAUCUGGACCAAAUAUCUCAAUGCCAGAUGUAGACUUCAAUCUCAAAGGCCCCAAAGUCAAGGGUGAUGUGGAUGUUUCUGUGCCAAAGAUCAAAGGUGACCUAAAGGCUCCGAAAUUAGACAUUGAAGGUCCUGAUGUUGAUAUUGAGGGUCCCAAGGGUGGUUUCAAAAUGCCUACAUUUAAAAUGCCAUCAUUUGGAUCUAAGGGUCCUAAACUGGAGGGUCCUGAGAUUGAUGUCAAUCUGCCAAAAGCUGAUGUUGACAUUAAAGGACCUGAAAUUGACAUCAAAACUCCAGAUCUUGACAUUCAUGGUCCUGAGGGAAAAAUCAAGGGUCCAAAAUUCAAAAUGCCUCACAUAUCUGGACCAAAUAUCUCAAUGCCAGAUGUAGACUUCAAUCUCAAAGGCCCCAAAGUCAAGGGUGAUGUGGAUGUUUCUGUGCCAAAGAUCAAAGGUGACCUAAAGGCUCCGAAAUUAGACAUUGAAGGUCCUGAUGUUGAUAUUGAGGGUCCCAAGGGUGGUUUCAAAAUGCCUACAUUUAAAAUGCCAUCAUUUGGAUCUAAGGGUCCUAAACUGGAGGGUCCUGAGAUUGAUGUCAAUCUGCCAAAAGCUGAUGUUGACAUUAAAGGACCUGAAAUUGACAUCAAAACUCCAGAUCUUGACAUUCAUGGUCCUGAGGGAAAAAUCAAGGGUCCAAAAUUCAAAAUGCCUCACAUAUCUGGACCAAAUAUCUCAAUGCCAGAUGUAGACUUCAAUCUUAAAGGCCCCAAAGUCAAGGGUGAUGUGGAUGUUUCUGUGCCAAAGAUCAAAGGUGACCUAAAGGCUCCGAAAUUAGACAUUGAAGGUCCUGAUGUUGAUAUUGAGGGUCCUGAGGGUGGUUUCAGCAUGCCUAAAUUCAAAAUGCCAUCAUUUGGAUCUAAGGGUCCUAAACUGGAGGGUCCUGAGAUUGAUGUCAAUCUGCCAAAAGCUGAUGUUGACAUUAAAGGACCUGAAAUUGACAUCAAAACUCCAGAUCUUGACAUUCAUGGUCCUGAGGGAAAAAUCAAGGGUCCAAAAUUCAAAAUGCCUCACAUAUCUGGACCUAAUAUCUCAAUGCCAGAUGUAGACUUCAAUCUUAAAGGCCCCAAAGUCAAGGGUGAUGUGGAUGUUUCUGUGCCAAAGAUCAAAGGUGACCUAAAGGCUCCGAAAUUAGACAUUGAAGGUCCUGAUGUUGAUAUCGAGGGUCCUGAGGGUGGUUUCAGCAUGCCUAAAUUCAAAAUGCCAUCAUUUGGAUCUAAGGGUCCUAAAGUGGAGGGUCCUGAGAUUGAUGUCAACCUGCCAAAAGCUGAUGUUGACAUUAAAGGACCUGAAAUUGACAUCAAAACUCCAGAUCUUGACAUUGAAGGUCCUGAGGGAAAAAUCAAGGGUCCAAAAUUCAAAAUGCCUCGCAUAUCUGGACCAAAUAUCUCAAAGCCAGAUGUAGACUUCAAUCUCAAAGGCCCCAAAGUCAAGGGUGAUGUGGAUGUUUCUGUGCCAAAGAUCAAAGGUGACCUAAAGGCUCCAAAAUUAGACAUUGAAGGUCCUGAUGUUGAUAUCAAGGGUCCUAAGGGUGGUUUCAGGAUGCCUAAAUUCAAAAUGCCAUCAUUUGGACAUAAGGGUCCUAAAGUGGAGGGUCCUGAAAUUGAUGUCAACCUUCCAAAAGCUGAUGUUGACAUUAAAGGACCUGAAAUUGACAUCAAAACUCCAGAUCUUGACAUUCAUGGUCCUGAGGGAAAAAUCAAGGGUCCAAAAUUCAAAAUGCCUCACAUAUCUGGACCAAAUAUCUCAAUGCCAGAUGUAGACUUCAAUCUUAAAGGCCCCAAAGUCAAGGGCGAUGUGGAUGUUUCUGUGCCGAAGAUCAAAGGUGACCUAAAGUCUCCAAAAUUAGACAUUGAAGGUCCUGAUGUUGAUAUUGAGGGUCCCAAGGGUGGUUUCAGGAUGCCUAAAGUCACAAUGCCAUCAUUUGGAUUUAAGGGUCCUAAAGUGGAGGGUCCUGAAAUUGAUGUCAACCUGCCAAAAGCUGAUGUUGACAUUAAAGGACCUGAAAUUGACAUCAAAACUCCAGAUCUUGACAUUGAAGGUCCUGAGGGAAAAAUCAAGGGUCCAAAAUUCAAAAUGCCUCACAUAUCUGGACCAAAUAUCUCAAUGCCAGAUGUAGACUUCAAUCUUAAAGGCCCCAAAGUCAAGGGUGAUGUGGAUGUUUCUGUGCCAAAGAUCAAAGGUGACCUUAAGUCUCCAAAAUUAGACAUUAAAGGUCCUGAUGUUGAUAUCGAGGGUCCUGAGGGUGGUUUCAAAAUGCCUACAUUCAAAAUGCCAUCAUUUGGACAUAAGGGUCCUAAAUUGGAGGGUCCUGAUAUUGAUGUCAAUCUGCCAAAAGCUGAUGUUGACAUUAAAGGACCUGAAAUUGACAUCAAAACUCCAGAUCUUGACAUCCAUGGUCCUGAGGGAAAAAUCAAGGGUCCAAAAUUCAAAAUGCCUCACAUAUCUGGACCAAAUAUCUCAAUGCCAGAUGUAGACUUCAAUCUUAAAGGCCCCAAAGUCAAAGGUGAUGUGGAUGUUUCUGUACCAAAGAUCAAAGGUGACCUUAAGUCUCCAAAAUUAGACAUUGAAGGUCCUGAUGUUGAUAUUGAGGGUCCCAAGGGUGGUUUCAGGAUGCCUAAAGUCACAAUGCCAUCAUUUGGAUUGAAGGGUCCUAAAUUGGAGGGUCCUGAAAUUGAUGUCAACUUGCCAAAAGCUGAUGUUGACAUUAAAGGACCUGAAAUUGACAUCAAAACUCCAGAUCUUGACAUUGAAGGUCCUGAGGGAAAAAUCAAGGGUCCAAAAUUCAAAAUGCCUCAUAUAUCUGGACCUAAUAUCUCAAUGCCAGAUGUAGACUUCAAUCUUAAAGGCCCCAAAGUCAAAGGUGAUGUGGAUGUUUCUGUGCCAACAAUCAAAGGUGACCUAAAGGCUCCGAAAUUAGACAUUGAAGGUCCUGAUGUCGAUAUCGAGGGUCCCAAGGGUGGUUUCAAAAUGCCUACAUUUAAAAUGCCAUCAUUUGGAUUUAAGGGUCCUAAACUGGAGGGUCCUGAGAUUGAUGUCAAUCUGCCAAAAGCUGAUGUUGACAUUAAAGGACCUGAAAUUGACAUCCAAACGCCAGAUCUUGACAUUGAAGGUCCUGAGGGAAAAAUCAAGGGUCCAAAAUUCAAAAUGCCUCAUAUAUCUGGACCGAAUAUCUCAAUGCCAGAUGUAGACUUCAACCUUAAAGGCCCCAAAGUCAAAGGUGAUGUGGAUGUUUCUGUGCCAAAGAUCAAAGGUGACCUUAAGUCUCCAAAAAUAGACAUUGAAGGUCCUGAUGUUGAUAUUGAGGGUCCCAAGGGUGGUUUCAGGAUGCCUAAAGUCACAAUGCCAUCAUUUGGAUUUAAGGGUCCUAAAGUGGAGGGUCCUGAAAUUGAUGUCAACUUGCCAAAAGCUGAUGUUGACAUUAAAGGACCUGAAAUUGACAUCAAAACUCCAGAUCUUGACAUUCAUGGUCCUGAGGGAAAAAUCAAGGGUCCAAAAUUCAAAAUGCCUCACAUAUCUGGACCAAAUAUCUCAAUGCCAGAUGUAGACUUCAAUCUUAAAGGCCCCAAAGUCAAGGGUGAUGUGGAUGUUUCUGUGCCAAAGAUCAAAGGUGACCUUAAGUCUCCAAAAUUAGACAUUAAAGGUCCUGAUGUUGAUAUCGAGGGUCCUGAGGGUGGAUUCAAAAUGCCUACAUUCAAAAUGCCAUCAUUUGGACAUAAGGGUCCUAAAUUGGAGGGUCCUGAGUUUGAUGUCAAUCUGCCAAAAGCUGAUGUUGACAUUAAAGGACCUGAAAUUGACAUCAAAACUCCAGAUCUUGACAUUGAAGGUCCUGAGGGAAAAAUCAAGGGUCCAAAAUUCAAAAUGCCUCACAUAUCUGGACCAAAUAUCUCAAUGCCAGAUGUAGACUUCAAUCUUAAAGGCCCCAAAGUCAAAGGUGAUGUGGAUGUUUCUGUGCCAAAGAUCAAAGGUGACCUUAAGUCCCCAAAAUUAGACAUUGAAGGUCCUGAUGUUGAUAUUGAGGGACCCAAGGGUGGUUUCAGGAUGCCUAAAGUCACAAUGCCAUCAUUUGGAUUUAAGGGUCCUAAAGUGGAGGGUCCUGAAAUUGAUGUCAACUUGCCAAAAGCUGAUGUUGACAUUAAAGGACCUGAAAUUGACAUCAAAACUCCAGAUCUUGACAUUGAAGGUCCUGAGGGAAAAAUCAAAGGUCCAAAAUUCAAAAUGCCUCACAUAUCUGGACCAAAUAUCUCAAUGCCAGAUGUAGACUUCAAUCUUAAAGGCCCCAAAGUCAAGGGUGAUGUGGAUGUUUCUGUGCCAAAGAUCAAAGGUGACCUAAAGGCUCCGAAAUUAGACAUUGAAGGUCCUGAUGUUGAUAUCGAGGGUCCCAAGGGUGGAUUCAAAAUGCCUACAUUUAAAAUGCCAUCAUUUGGAUCUAAGGGUCCUAAACUGGAGGGUCCUGAGAUUGAUGUCAAUCUGCCAAAGGCUGAUGUUGACAUUAAAGGACCUGAAAUUGACAUCCAAAUGCCAGAUCUUGACAUUCAUGGUCCUGAGGGAAAAAUCAAGGGUCCAAAAUUCAAAAUGCCUCACAUAUCUGGACCAAAUAUCUCAAUGCCAGAUGUAGACUUCAAUCUUAAAGGCCCCAAAGUCAAGGGUGAUGUUGAUGUUUCUGUGCCAAAGAUCAAAGGUGACCUUAAGUCUCCAAAAUUAGACAUUGAAGGUCCUGAUGUUGAUAUUGAGGGUCCCAAGGGUGGUUUCAGGAUGCCUAAAGUCACAAUGCCAUCAUUUGGAUUUAAGGGUCCUAAAGUGGAGGGUCCUGAAAUUGAUGUCAAUCUGCCAAAAGCUGAUGUUGACAUUAAAGGACCUGAAAUUGACAUCAAAACUCCAGAUCUUGACAUUCAUGGUCCUGAGGGAAAAAUCAAAGGUCCAAAAUUCAAAAUGCCUCACAUAUCUGGACCAAAUAUCUCAAUGCCAGAUGUAGACUUCAAUCUUAAAGGCCCCAAAGUCAAGGGUGAUGUGGAUGUUUCUGUGCCAAAGAUCAAAGGUGACCUAAAGGCUCCGAAAUUAGACAUUGAAGGUCCUGAUGUUGAUAUCGAGGGUCCCAAGGGUGGAUUCAAAAUGCCUACAUUUAAUAUGCCAUCAUUUGGAUCUAAGGGUCCUAAACUGGAGGGUCCUGAGAUUGAUGUCAAUCUUCCAAAGGCUGAUGUUGACAUUAAAGGACCUGAAAUUGACAUCAAAACUUCAGAUCUUGACAUUGAAGGUCCUGAGGGAAAAAUCAAAGGUCCAAAAUUCAAAAUGCCUCACAUAUCUGGACCAAAUAUCUCAAUGCCAGAUGUAGACUUCAAUCUUAAAGGCCCCAAAGUCAAGGGUGAUGUGGAUGUUUCUGUGCCAAAGAUCAAAGGUGACCUAAAGGCUCCGAAAUUAGACAUUGAAGGUCCUGAUGUUGAUAUCGAGGGUCCCAAGGGUGGAUUCAAAAUGCCUACAUUUAAAAUGCCAUCAUUUGGAUCUAAGGGUCCUAAACUGGAGGGUCCUGAGAUUGAUGUCAAUCUGCCAAAGGCUGAUGUUGACAUUAAAGGACCAGGCCCCAAAGUCAAGGGUGAUGUAGAUGUUUCUGUGCCAAAGAUCAAAGGUGACCUAAAGGCUACGAACUUAGACAUUGAAGGUCCUGAUCUUGAUAUCAAGGGACCUGAGGGGGGUUUCAAUAUGCCUAAAGUCAAAAUGCCAAAAUUUGGACUCCAGGGUCCUAAACUGGGGGGUCCUGAAGUUGAUGUCAACUUACCAAAAGCUGAUUUUGAUAUUGCAGGACCUAAAAUAGACAUCAAAACUCCAGAUGUUGAUAUCAAAGGACCUGAAGGAAAAAUAAGUGGACCAGAUGUAAACAUCAAAAUGCCUAAAACAAAGAAAUCCAAAUUUACAUUUGGAGGUAAAAGCCCAAAAUUAGAGGCAGAAAUUCCUGAUGUUGGUGGCAGUGUAGAAGGACCUGAUAUGAACAUAGAUUUUAAAGGAAAGAAGGGUAAAUUUAAAUUGGCGAAAGGAAAGGGAAAGUCAAAACCUUUUGAUGGUGAUAUGAAGACUGAAAAUGUUAAGAUAGAGACACAUGAUCCUGACUUGCAGCUGAAGCCUGCCAAAGUAAAGAAGCCAUUUUUUGGAAAGCUACAUUUUCCUGAUGUGGAAUUUGACAUAAAAUCUCCAAAAGUAAAAGGAGCUGUAAAAUCAUCAGAUAUUGAUUUGCCAUCUGCAAGCCUUAAAACUGAUGUUCAAGGUGUUGAUAUUCAGACCCCAGGUACUAGUUUGGAGAGCCCGGAUAUUAAAGCAAAAGAGAGUAAAAUCAAAAUGCCAAAAUUUAGCACAUCGGGCAAGGGUGUUAGCUUAAAUGCUCCAGGUGUCACUGGAUCUGGCAUUAAUGGAAAGGGCAGUGCUAAAAUUGAUGUUGAAGGAGGAAAUCAGGAUGUUGAGCUCGCAAUGCCGUCUGUUAAAAUCCAUGGUGAUGAUUUUGGUGCUGGUUUAAAUCUCGCUGAACAAAAGGCUGUAAAAGGGCGCAUUGAAAUGUCAGGCUUGGAUGUAAGGGGACAAACAGGAGAAAUAACAGGUGGUAUGGAGUACCAAGAAGGUCAUGUAACCUUUCCUAAAAUCAAAGUACCAAAGUUUGGUAUUGCAUUGCCAAAAGUAGAAGGAAAAGAGAUUGGAGCAGCAGAUGUAGGUUCAGCAGAACUGGCUGCUAGUGGUAAUGUUAUGUCCCAGAAUCUGGAGAUGCAAAGUACAGAUGUGAAAACCAGUGGUGCAAAAGUGAAAGUCAAGAUGCCAAAAAUGUUUGUAAAAUCUAAAUCUAAGGGUGGAAGUGCAAGUGAUCUUGCUUUUCAAGGAGAAGACACUGAUGUUGCUGCUAAAGCUAGUGGAAAGGCAUUUAAGGAAUUGAGUCUUAGUUCUGGGGAAUUGGCAAGUGGCAAGGUAGCAGUAGAAGGAUUAAAGGUUUCACCGAAAAGUAAAUCUGCCUCCCUUGACUUCUUUAAAAAGUCACGACAUCACUCAUCUUCAGUGAGUGAUGAAGGGGGUUUAGCUUCCCCCGUCUCUACCGAAGGGCACUUACAGGCAGAGGGUGGCAACAUUUCAAUCGAUGUUGGAGAAACUAAGGUUAAAGGCAAAAAAGGAAAGAUUAAGUUUGCUACAAUUGGAGGUUUUAGCUCGAAAGGUAAAGGUUCAUAUGAAGUGACACUUGGAGAUGAAACUGAGGCUAGGUCUGAGGAUGCCGGUGGAAUUGCUCAGCCUUCAAAAAAGUCCAGAAUGUCGUCAUCCUCUAGCAUUGAUAGUGGUUCAAAGGGUAGUUUUCGGUUACCAGAACUUGAAUUAGCUGUUUCACCAAAGAAAUAAUUUUCAUACAAUUGUCUAUAUACAGUACAUUCACAUCUUGUCAGUCUAGACAAUUUUAAGCAAUAGUGCACUGCUACACACUUGUUUCUACCGCUCUUCCAAAUGUUCUUUAAAGACAUUCAUGUCUUUUUUCCAAUUUAACUGUAAAUAAGAGAAAUCUGUAUUGUAAUUAAGAAAAUAAUCCAAUCCAAUGUGUGUAGUUUAAAGAAAACAAAAAGUGUGCAUCUGUUUUGUUUAUUGUUUUUUCAUUUGAAAGCUUAUAUUUUUGUACCUUUUAAGAAAUUUUGGGAAAUGGUUAAGUUUAUUCUUUCUGCUGUCUUUCUAAACAUUUUCUAGACACAUCUACAUUAAACAAAUUGAUUUUUUUACCCUGAUUUGAAAGAAUUUUAUAACUUUAAAGCAUCAGUUGAAUAAUCAGUGCUGUAUUGUAUUAUUGCAGAUGAAUAACUCAUUUUAACAGUGAUUGAUUUGAUACCAUUUAAUAAGCACAAUGAUGUUUAAGGGCUGUACAAACUGUAAAUAUACUUAGACACAUAUGGAAUCACAUAUGCUUGUUUCCCAAAUAAUGCCACAGUUCAAAUAUUCUAUUCUAAUGGAAUUUACACAGAGCUUAUAAUCGUCUAAAGUAUUUAUAUCUAUACGAAUAUCUUUUUCAGUGACUUAUUGAGAAUCUCUUAAAAAAUGCACAAUCAAAAAGCUGAGAAAAGCGGUCACUUGCUAUGAUUUUAACGGUUUCUAUGGCAUUUUGUUUUCUUUGUAAUGUCUUCCACAUUUUGAGUAGAGUCGCUCUCUUAUUAAAUUUCAUCCUAUGAAAUGUUGUGCUGCCAUGUGGUGAUAAAACUACAAGAAAGCUAAUGCCAAUGGUUUAAAAAUAUAUUUUUAAUAAAAUCUGCAUUGCCAUUGUAAAUAAUGGGACAUUUAGGCUGCAAGUUACUUUUUCUUGUGUCAAUUGCAAAACAUUAAUAAAGUGUUCAAUUAUCAGUA
Paramisgurnus dabryanus is the source of this 23003-nucleotide messenger RNA. NCBI's taxonomy places the organism in Eukaryota, Metazoa, Chordata, Actinopteri, Cypriniformes, Cobitidae. The record is from RefSeq and is a predicted model, not a curated record.